UACAAACGUCUUCCUUCUUUGUAACAUGUGCAUCCCAAACACCCCUAGACCUUACUUCAGUGCAUUCCCAGAUGCACCUAAACCCUACCCUAAUUCACUCCGGACGCACCUAAACGCUAAUCUCAAAGAGCAUUCUCUAGAUCACUGUGAUUUUCUUCCCUCUUUAUUAGGAACAUUUUUUGGAUGGUGCUUUAUAGUGAACUUUUUAAAGGGUGUUUGCACGUACAAAGGUAAGACGUUUGCAAGUUUAGACCAUACUCAGUCACAUAUACACCCCACCUGAUAAGACUCCUUAAUUUCCAUUUCUAUGCUGGGCGUUCCUACACGCCCCUACCCUCCCCAUCUCUACCUCCCAAUAAGACCUCCUUUCUCGAAAAACUUUAGGGUAUUUUAAUUCUUAAUAGGAAGUGAAGCAUGAAGUGAUUUACUCGUCAGCCGCAUCUUUUUUUAACUAAUUGAAAUUAGCUACACAGAAUCAAAGAUCGUACUCUCAGUGAGAUUAUCUUAUAGUUUAAAACCAUUUAAUAAAAGUAUCAUCGUCAAAUAUCUUUUUCCAACUAAUCAAGAUCACUUACUCAAGGUUCGCCCUUUUCCUCCAUUAAAGACCGUAUGGCCAUCUUAUAGCUUGAAACCAUUUAAUAAGAGUGGCCAAAACUCAGGACACACAAGGCAUUUGGUGCCAACAAGAUCUGUCAUGUUUUUCUCUGACCUUUGGUGGUAUGGGAAAUUGCUGGAAGUAUCACUUCCUUCUCAAUACAUGAUCAUCUGAUCCACAUGCACCCAUCAACCUACCGUGAAAUACCCCAAGAACCCCUUCUUUUUGCAAAUGACUAUAUUGCCCCUCAUUACAGUGAACCAUGUCAUUGAAACUGAGAAUUGCAGAGGGGCAAAAUGGUCAAUUCCAACCCGUUCUCCCCCCUUGUCGACCAUUAUGCCUCUCUCCUCCACUCUUGCCUUAGAACCAGAAACCCCACCUCCCCCAAAUCCAUCCAUGCCCACAUAACAAAGCAUGGCCUCCAUGCAAGCGCGUUUCUCACUAACCUACUCAUCAAUCUUUACUCAAAAUGUGGUUCUCUCUCUUCAUCACAAAAGCUGUUUGAUGAAAUGCUUCAAAAGAACACCUCUUCUUGGAACACUAUCAUCUCAGCCUAUGCCAAGGCUGGAGACUUUGAUAGCGCCCACCACCUCUUUAACAAGAUCCCAGAGUGGGAUUCAGUCUCAUGGACCUCUCUCAUAGUGGGCCAUAACAAGUGGGGUCACCAUAAAGAGGCUCUAAGGUUCUUCCGCGAUAUGAUUGGGGCCCAUGUGGGCCCCACUCACUUCACAUUAACAGGAGCAAUAAGCGCAUGUGCUUCGAUGUGUGAGCUCAAACCGGGUCGAGUGGUGCACUCGAUUGCGGUGAGGCUCGGGCUCGGUGCAUUUGUUGAGGUGGCCAAUUCUCUGGUUAAUAUGUAUGCUAAAUGUGGUCGGCUUGAUAUGGCUCGAGCUGUGUUUGCGCGCAUGAGCCUGAGGUCCGUGUCAACUUGGAAUGCAUACAUUGCGGCUUUAGUGCAGUUAGGCCGGCUCGAUGAGGCGCGAGCCUUGUUUGAGUCCAUGCCUGAGCGUAAUGAAAUCUCAUGGAAUACUAUUAUUGCAGGGCUUAACCAGCAUGGGUUUGACGAUGAGGCACUUGGUCAUUUUGUAAGCAUGCAAGAAGAGGGGUUCGUGCCUGAUGGAUUCACGAUGGCUAGCGUAUUAAGCUCGUGUGCGAGCCUGGGUGCAGUGCUUGAGGGAAGGGCAGUGCAUGGUCGCAUGGUCCGGAGUGGUGCAUUCAAAAGUUUUGAUGGUCCGGUAGGCAAUGCGCUUGUCGCCAUGUAUGCCAAGUCGGGGAGCAUAGAUAUGGCCCAGAGUGUGGUUCGUGAAAUGGGUGCUCAUGUAGACGACAUAGCAAUCACAGCAUUGUUUGAUGGGUUCGUAAAGUACGGUGACCUCGAGAUGGCACAUGAGCUCUUCAAAUCAAUGGAAAGCCCCGAUGUGGUGGCAUGGACGGCGAUGAUCGUUGGCUACACACAACAAGGAGCUGAUGAGGAGUCCCUAAACCUCUUCAAAGAAAUGCUAUCUCAUGGCACCGAACCCAAUCGAUACACAUUUGCAAGUGUACUUAGUCUGUGUGGUACUCUCUCUGCAUUGGAUUACGGGAAACAAAUACACGCACGAGUGUUACGCAAAAGUGAGGAGGAGGUUGAGACUGAGGUCGAGAAAGCAUCUGUUUCGAACUCACUUGUGGCCAUGUAUGCUCGGUGUGGUGAUGUUGGGGCAGCAAAGCGUGUGUUUGAGCACGCAUGUGGGCGUGACGGUGUCACAUGGACCUCCAUGAUCAGUGCUCUUGCACAACAUGGGAAGGGUCUCGAGGCCUUGCGUUUAUUCAAUGAGAUGUUAGCCUUAGGCAUCGCACCCGAUGGGGUUACAUACCUUGGGGUUCUGAUGGCAUGCAACCAUAGUGGCCUCGUGGUUGAGGGGCUACGUCAUUUCACCGCCAUGGCUUGCGCAUGCCAUGUAGAGCCUGAGGCCAGCCACUGUGCAUGUGUAGUUGACAUGUUGGCUCGUGCUGGGCUUCUUCGAGAGGCUGAAGGGUUCAUAAUUCGCAUGCCAUAUGAACCUGAUGUUGUGGUUUGGGGUGCCAUGUUGGCUUCUUGUAAGACCUAUGGCGACACUGCAAGAGCCAAGUGGGCUUCUGAUAAAUUGUUAGGCAUUGAGCCAGGCCAUGCAGGGGCCUACUCGGCCUUGGCAAACCUAUACUCUUCGCGUGGGCUUUGGCAAGAGGCAUCUGGAAUUCGAAAAGUGAUGAAGGAGAGAGGGGUUCGUAAAGGGCUUGGGUGUAGUUGGCUUCGAAUCAAGGGCGACAUUCAUGUGUUUGGGGCCGAGGAUUUGAACCAUCCUAUGAAAGAGGCCAUAUAUGAGAGGCUUGAGAGGUUAUUAGAGGAGAUUAGGGAGGUGGGAUAUGUGCCUGAUUUGAGCUCUGUAUUGCAUGAUGUGGAGGAGGAGGCUAAGGAGAGGAUGGUGGGGUAUCACAGUGAGAAAUUGGCAAUUGCUUUCGCAUUGAUCAGUACGCCAGAGGGAUCCACAAUCCGGGUUAUGAAGAACUUGAGGGUGUGUAAUGACUGUCAUGGUGCAAUUAAGUUGAUGGCCAAGGUGGUGGGCAGAGUGAUUGUUGUGAGGGAUUCUAACAGGUUCCAUCACUUUGAGGGUGGACAUUGUUCUUGUGGUGAUUAUUGGUGAAGUGAGGAAAGUAGUUCUGGUUUUAUAAUUUUUGUUAAGCUUUCCUUUUUUAUUAUAUUGAAGAUUAAAAACGAUGCCAAGAUUUUUUGAAAAUAAAUUUAAGAGAUUGCCUUGAGGAGAGCACCCAAGAA
This is a messenger RNA of Amborella trichopoda, 3389 nucleotides long. RefSeq names its product pentatricopeptide repeat-containing protein At2g22070. The record is from RefSeq and is a predicted model, not a curated record. Gene Ontology annotation, molecular function: protein binding; RNA binding; zinc ion binding. NCBI's taxonomy places the organism in Eukaryota, Viridiplantae, Streptophyta, Magnoliopsida, Amborellales, Amborellaceae. Gene Ontology annotation, biological process: RNA modification.